Molecule: messenger RNA, 561 nt
Organism: Candida tropicalis MYA-3404
Lineage: Eukaryota; Fungi; Ascomycota; Pichiomycetes; Serinales; Debaryomycetaceae
Exons: 1
Coding region: 1-561 (186 amino acids)
Source: RefSeq, a predicted model, not a curated record
AUGGCUAUUAAAGAUAGAGUUAAGAGAGUUUCUAAAAUCUUCACCUCCAAUGAAUCAAAAGAAUCCUUGAAAAAAGAUGCUACUGAACCAACAGAAAAGGCUACUGAAGGUGAAGCUGCUGCUGCUGCUGCCACUGAAUUGAAGGAAGCUAACAUUCCAACUGAAGGUGAAGUUGCUGAAGUUCCAGCUACUACUACUGCUGCUGCUGCCGAAGAUGCUCCAGUUGAAACUGAAGUACAAGAACCAGUUGCUGCUACUGAAGAAGUUGCCAAAGUUGAAGAACCAGCUGCCACUGAAGAAGUUAAACCAACUGAAGAAGUUGCUGCCACUGAACCAACCGUUGAAGGUGAAGCUAAAGAAGUUGCAGCUACUACCGAAGGUGAAACUCCUGCUGAUGAAGCUGCUCCAGCUACUGAAGGCGAAGCUGCUGCCACUGCUGAAGAUGCUAAAGCUCAAGUUAAAGAUGCUUCUGCUAAAACAGAAAAGGCUGCUAAAAAGAAUGAUUUCUUCAAGAAGUUCAUUAAUAAAUUCAAGAAACCAGCUACUGCUGCUAAAAACUAA